AGAGGAAGUGGCUAAAUGGUUUUUUUUCUUCCGUACCUGUCAGGGACCGAGCAGAGAGCAUUAUAGCUAUUUACAUACAAACAACGGCUGUCGAGACCAAAGUCGAAGGCUUCAACAACUCCAAGCGGUGCAAAAGUUGAGCCGAGACAUAGAGCCGCCCAUCUGUCGCUCUCGGUUGAGUAUCUAUCUAUCACAUCCUUCUGUCACUACUUGUGCUUUUUCUACUUGAUCUUCUUGUUCGAUAAGCUGCUCAGCAGUGCGAUGUUUAUGUCUAUCUGCUGCCGCCGAUCUUCUUGUAAUGUCUUAGUUUCUUGAACAAAAACAAUAUAAAAUAAUGAGCAAAAAGUCAAUAUUUCAAAUAGAACAAGAAGCGCGGAAUGCGCCCCCACCCCCGCAAGAGAAGCAAGGCUUCGGAGGAGGCAAAGGCAACGCCUGCAAUCCCUCAGUCUUCGGCGACCUGAGCACGCUCGGGGUCGGUGGUGUCCCGUUUCCAGGACAGACACUACCUGCUGAGGAGCCUUACGCAGCUAUCCUAUGUAAAAACGUCCCCACACCAGAGUCAAGAUACGGAAUCGGCUAGACAAAUCCACAAGUUUUGCCUGUUUUGCAUAACAAGGCUCGACUCGUGAUGUAGUGCUGUUUGGGCUACUUCAGCAGGAUCACAGAUCUAGUGCGUCAUGCUGAUUGGAGCAUGACAAAUUCCAAAGCACGACUGGAGAAUGCUUCUCAUGGGGCUUCGCAUAAAGAAACAUUGCCAGCAUGCAGACUUGCAUUAGAGCUAUGGCGUGGGUACGUUUUUAAACACGAUAGCAGCUGGUUUUGCGGGUCGGCGACGCAAAAAGCGAAAUCGCGGAUAUCGGGGCGGACGGGGAGGCGGCUUCUAUGGAGGGCAAAAUCCGAAUUGGGACCAGGCCCAUGGCGACUGGUGGCAGGGUUACUACGACUACGAGAAUGAUGACUAUGACGGAUUCGAAGACUACAACUACUACCAAAGUCACACACACGCCGCGCCUUUCCAGCCGUCGACUUCUGUCGCUGGAGGAAAACCAGGAGUAGGCUGGGCCAAGGGCGGACUGCCGCCUUCAGCUGCGCUCAAAGGCGUGGCUGUGGCCUCGCUACCCUUUCCCCCCGCUCCCCUUGCAGCUCCACCACGGAGCGAGACCAGCAAUCACGGCGAUGUUUCCUAUCAAAUGUAAAAAUGUCUGGGUCUGGAAGAAUGCAAGUUUGUCAUGCUUGUCUGGCAUGACUCGAGAAUCUGUCAUGGACAUUACCAAAGAGCCCCACUUUUCCGUCAUGCGGAAACGUACUUUGUCAUGCAGAAUAGGCAAAACCUAGAAGCUCAGAAACUUGUCAUGCCGAGCCAGCAAUUGUGGCCUCCUCAUGAUACGCCACACAGCAUCACAAGUUUCCAGACCCAGACAUUUUUACAUUUGAUAUUUCAACUUCCACUACCAUUUCCUUUUCCAAGAGCGCCGGGAUCGGGAACGGGCUUGCAGGAAAGGCGGCGAGCUUCUGCGGGACAGGAAAGGAGGGGGAGAACAAGCUCUGCGAUAAGACCACGACAACCUGCGGGGCAGUGAUCAACGAGGAGGGCAAGACCGGCGAUCUUGCAGGCCCGGAAGUGCUGAAAGCGUCGCUCCGACAACAUCAUGCGGGCGGCACAGCUGCCAAGGACGACCAGUACAGUGAGGUCGGUUCCGACUCCGAGUUCUGGAAAGACGGCGGAGAAAAGAAAGAAAAACCCAACAACAAGGCCCCGGGCGAGCCGAGCAAUGCCGCCGAUGAGGCAGCGGCGAACACGGGCGACCGGCGCGCUGACCAGAAGAGUUCCGGCGAAGAGCAAGGAGCCGGAAGCGCAGCGGAGACAACGGCCGGCGCAACAGGCAGGAGGUUUAUCUUCGGACGGCAAAACGUGCCUGCUUCCUCCGCGGCCCAGUCUGCUGCCGUGCAGCUGCGUGCCCAAGCCGUGCCGAAGGCAAAGGCCGGACGGAAUGGCGCGCUCGGGGAAGCAGCCAAGGACGAGCCCAACAUAUUCGAUGGAAAAGCGGCUUCCGUUUCUAUUUGCUUCCGCCAAGGGAGUGGUCAUGCGCUUUCUAGAUUUAUUCUAUUUUGUAUUUUUUGCAGCUCUUCGUGCUUGCAAUGACUACUCCUUCUAGCUAUAGCGAGCCCGUGACAAGAUGAUCAAGAGGCCAUUUUGUUUUUAUGUUUUCACACAUGCCAUCAAUCAAGCGUGGCUGGUCUUAGCGGGAGUGUUGUCGUACUAUCUGCGGCAUGAGUAGAAUCACGACGCGCAUUAAGUAUCGGAAAGAAAAAAACUGCGAAGAACAUGUAAUGCUCUUCUAGACAAAGAAAUCCAUCGAAGCCGGCUUCGCAUUGGAUAAAAACAAGCCCCCAAGCUGCCAGCGGUCGCCCCGGGGAUCGGCCGCUCGGGCCUCGGCCUGGCCCAUCACGCCUACUUGUCCAAAUACUCGAACAUGGACGAGAAACCGGACCCAGGGCCGGCGAGCGGCCUUCAGCCUCCGGCCUCGACGAUGCAGGGUGGCGGGCAGCGUCAUGUGCGAGGCAAAUUGCAGACCGAGCGGGACUAUGCACGCAAACAUGUCAGGGGGUGGAAACAUGCAGACUUCUGAUCUUUGCUUGCGUUUCAGAUCACGAGAAAACCUGCCAUGCCGCCCGGGAAGCUGAAAGACCAGCGGCGCACUUCUUUUUCCCAAAGUGGGGGCAUUUGUCAUGUGGGUUCUUAGAUUGUUAUUGCGAAAUCUUCUCAACGACUGUAAUGCUUGGGCUUGGAUGCCAGACGAAACCUCGCUUCUGCACUCUUCCAGAUCUUUCUGACAUGUUUGCAUUUGAUAGGGUUGACAAGCUGGAGGAGCUACAACGGCGGGAACAGAAGCGAAUCGAGCUCCUGGAUGAGCGGUCGCAUGGCGCGAAAGUCUCCCAGCAAAUGAGAAAAAAGGUCGGCGGAAGAAACUACAGUCGGGGCGAUAUUUUAUGCGUCGUGCAAAUUUAUAUUGGUAUCGUACAAGGAAGUCCCGCGCGUAGCUAGAUAAAGUCCACUUCAUAGCCAUAGUUAAGCCCGUCGCUGCCCUGACAAAGACAUCAAGCCUCAAAGCAGUUUGCAUCGGGUGCAGAAGUACUUAUUUAAGUAGAGACCCCAUCAGACAACUUAGGCUAAGUUUAACUAUCGCAGGUCCACGUAUGAAGUGUAGCACUGCUCUUGUACGAUGUUGCCGCUUGUUUUGCUCAGGAUAAAAACUCGAAGAGAAGGACGUGCACAGAAGCCGAGACGAGAUCUCCGCCGCCGGGCGUGGUGCCGCCGCUGCGGCCGCCCUCAAGGGCAACAAGCUGAAAGAAGCCGAAAAAGCUGAAAGGCGCCGAAGCCGAUCGUCCGAGGUCCGACGACCUGGUGCACCAGUGCCGCCGAGGAACAGCAACUGCAACAGGGUGAAAGAAGCCGAGAAACCACGCCGCCAAUCCGAGGUCCGGCGACCAGUGCCCCCGCCGGUAGCAGCUGCUUCUUCUACUUCCGGCAACCAGCGAAAGACACAUAGGGAACGAAAAAAGUGUUACAGUUACGCACUAAGUUGUUGCAGAACGUGCAAGACAGACAACCUCUCUCAUGUUGAAAAGGCAUGCGAGCCUCGUUCCAUACGUGUUUUCCACACUUACGAUCUCUGCGUUGCAAGUCUUCUCUGUAAAGAAGAGCAAGUUUGUGUUGCUAAAGUUGCAACAAAUGUGUAACUGUCAAACACUUUUUUCUUCGCAUAAAACAAGCGAACGAGGAAGACCAGGUGGUGAUCGCCUUCAAGAGGGUCACGGAUCCCGAUGGAACAGUGCGGGACCUACCGAUCUACGGGCCCAAGAGCACCACGGCCCCCACGGCCAGCGGCGUGGACGUUUUGAAGAAGGAAGAGAAACAAGGCGAUACUACCGGAAGAGGGGUGAGCAAGUCCUCGCGUGGAAAGACCAGAAGAGGAACGAGCAAGUCCCGCGGAAGGCGUUUGUGCGCAAGCCGCAGACGAAACGCUACAAGCGCCGCAAGAAGCAACAGCAACCGGCGCCAGCCGCUCCGCGACCGGGCGGGGUCGAAGGGUGUGCCGACCAAGGAUUUGCUGACCAAUUUGAAGCGGCACGAGUACUAUCAAAUGUAAAAAUGUCUGGGUCUGGAAAAGUGCAACUUGUGAUGCUGCGUUUGGUUUUGGAUUCCCGAAAAAUCUGUAUUGCAUGAGUACCAAAAGGAAUGUAAUUUUUGCUACGCGGAGAGGGCGUUUGUCAUGCGGAAUAUGCAUCAAGAAGCUCUCAAAAAAUCUGUAAUGCUAUGGCAUGCAUCACAGACAUCAGGGCUCAUGCAAAACGUGCAUGACAAGUGUCAGAAUCUUCCAGACCCAGACACUUUUACAGUUGACAAGUACAGUUCCCAUGGGGCCGGCCCCUCUGCCGCAGCCGCAGGCCGCGAUGAUCAUAAAGCGACUGGUAGACGAGCGCGAUAUCCUAGGGAAAAGCGUACCCAUUCCACAUUGUUUGUCUAUGGUGUAAGUCCGCAUGCACAGACUCACAGUUUGACAGUAGCGCACGCUAUGACCAGGUGGCGAGGAUGCGUCGCUCCAUGAGACGCAGCUUUUAUGUCGUAGUGUUUUUUUUUGCCUUGUGGUUGUCCUGCUCAUGAUGGAGUUGUCAGGACAUCAGGAAAGCCAAUUUCGAAAGAAGCUCGCUGGUGCACUGGCACCUAUUUCGGACGACAUUGGAGACCCAAAGUUGUCAUGCGAAAUCACCGAAAGCCCAAGUAGCUUAGCUAUUGGCUUGCGUACAUUGCAGAUAACCCAUCUUGACUAUGGGGCGGGUACGUUGGUUUUCCCCAGCAUCAGCCAAGCAACAUCAGAGACAGCCACUGGAAGAGGUCGAGAAGCCGCCGCUCUCGCUCGGCAGUGCGGCGAUCGCAGUCGCGGGAGGCAGGCAAACGUGACCCAGCGCCGGCACGGGCAGCUGGAAAAAACCGAGGGAAGAGCGUGUGGAGAAAAGAAGACGCCUCGCCGCCACGAAAAAAGUCGAGAAGCAGGAUUCGCAGGCCGCCCAGUGUGAGGAAAAAAGGUAAGUCCUGGAAAAGUGUGCGCAAGUUGCGCUGUGAGCUUUGUUCUUCGUGAGCGAAGCAAAGAAGGCCUCGGCUUCGUAUUUAUUUUCUCGCCCCUCUGUGAUUAUCAUUGUGAAGAGGACUUAUCAAGCAAACAAAGCAGUGCGCCCACUUUUCCUUUUCAUACGAGAAGACGCGAAGGCCUCCACGCUGGAUCGGGGAAAGUCCGCGCGUCGCAAGAAUAGAUCGGCCAGGAGAAGCAGAUCGGUAAGCAGCCGCAGUGUUCAUCAGAGUAAACCUGAAUUGCGUCAGCAAGGCCUCAGCCGCCGCCCCGAGUGCAAAGCCGAGGCCCCGAGUUGGUGGCUGGGGUUGAUGGAAGGGUCGGGCCUCUUGCUUCAAGGGGUAGACGAAGCGCUGGCGGAGGGAGUAAUGGAGUUCUCAGCGGACGCAGAGGCGUGGUUGGCGAGAGCAGUCGAAGCGAAUUUGUGUCCAGACCGCCUGAACCUUAUGGAGCAGGGUGGCUACGCAACUACAUGUACAUAAGGCCCCGUCCGGCGAGGCAGAGACUAAGUUCGAAGAGCUUGCGUGUGUGUUUUUUUUCUUCUCCCCGCCCGGACGCAGUCGCAUGUGAGUGCGCGCUCCUAUUUUCCUUGCUUCAUUCCUUAUGCGUUUGCCACAUCUCCUUCUCCCUCGAGGGCCUUGGAGCUGCCUCUCGCAUGUUGCGCCUCCUGUCUACCUAUUCAAUUUUCGCCGCGCGCGCCGCGCGCCAGUGUUUGUCUUGCCGGAACGAAAAAACGCAGCAGCUCCGUCUCGUAGUCUCUAGCCUGGCGCGGGCACUGCUUUUUACAUGCAUGCGUUGCUAUCGGACUUUGGAAAAAUGCUGAUCGACCUGCUGGAAGUUCCGGACUUCUUUACAUAUCGACGAGGAGAGGCUUAGUAUUAGGAUUCUCAUGGUCAGAAAUUGCAAUUACUGACUAGGGACUUCCUUGACGGUUUGCAUGAAAGAAAAGCUGCGUGUCUGCCAACGAUAAAGCGUUACCCGACGCAGCUCCCUUGACUAUGACUUGCUUGCGCCUUUAUUCAAAGGGCAGAGCGAAGCCCAGCAAAACUGCCGGCCUCGUUUGCUUUCGACAUACUCAAUGUUAGGCAGUACUUGCAAACGAGGAUUGUCCUCGCACUUGACUAUGAGAAGAAAGACAGAGUGUUUAUUGCGUGGCAUAUCUAAAGCUCGGCCGCACGGGAAAAAAACUACGCCUCGUUCUUCGCUACCGUGCUGCUGGACCGCACAGUUCCGGCCGUCGUCGCCGCCAUCGGGCAUCUUUUUGUCCGCGCUUCAAAUAAAGAGCUCUUUUACUCCAAAUUGGAAGAAACCCUCACCGAUCGCCGCCCCAUCGGAAGGGACACGACUAUGAGCGAGUUCGUCACGAAUUUAGCUUAUCACCUGGAAAACAGGCGCGCCCGUCGGCUGCGCGGCCACUGCCGUGCGAACACGGGGCGGAUUACGUAAUAUGCUUAAGUGAAUAGCUCUGGUCCCACUUCUCCUGGACGGAGAACAUAUGAACCAACAGCCAAAAUCUAAGCCGUGCCUUGCCUAUGCUCAUUCUCUACCGAUUUUGGGAGUGGAUCAAGACACCCGGGGGCGCGUCUGCUUUCAAUUGCAUACACUGAUCACUGACAACUAUGCGACAAUGGCGCUGCCAAAGUAUCGAGAGGGGGAGACCAUGGCGGCUAUGCACUGCAGCUUGGGGGUGGCGGCGUCAAAGAUUGCAGCGGUCUGCAGCAUUCAAAGUGAGUGUUGAGCAAAUAUGAUCAACAGUGCGCAGCAGAGUGCUUUCAUUCAUGUGUGCGGCCUGCUGGCAGGCUCUAGCUCUAGCAUAGCCACGACAUUACACACGACGAGAACUACGCGGUAGCGCGCGUGGCGCCGUAAUUCAUUGCAGGCCCGUAGUGAAACGAAUUGUGGCAACGUAUGUAAGUACUUAGGAGUAUAUAGACAGAUGAGAGACCUGUCAUUCGUAUCACCGCGGUAAGCAGAGCAAAAGAUAGAGAACGUGAAAGACAAAGAAGAGCUACAUCUUCACCUUCAGCGAACUCCACCUUCUGUUGCAGGUCAUAACAGCCGAUCUCAUCAACUACAUUAUCUCUGGCGCUGCGUGGUAUUUCAGUGUCUUAACUGACUCCUUCUUAUUUUUGCAUCAUGAUCAUGAGAAAAUAAAAAUAUGUUUGGGUCUGCGUCUCAAUGAGCGCAAAACGAAGAGCGCCGGAACUCAGCGUCAUCAACAUUCUUGUAUGAAGUACCAAAACACUAAACACAGGGAGCAACAGAAACGAACUGAGAGGCUUGGGCUUUAUCAAAGAUAAAACAUUUCUGGGCAGCGGAGCAAGGUGGAUGAAGGUGCAAUAUUCAAGCCUACCAAAAUUGAUUGGGGAGAAUAAGUAGGCUCAUCUAGAGAGCCGCUGCGCCGUUGUGGCAACGCUGGGCCAUCCGACUUACUAGGACAUCAAAAAACUCUAGCACGAAGAAUAGGAGGCGCCAACCGUAGCGGCGCCUGUUGUGACGGCUCCUGCUCCUGCGCACGAAAUAGAAGAACUGCGCUCGGGGCGGCGUCGAGCCUUACUGAAGUAGGCGCAUGUAAUUCCUAGGGCAUGAAUGUAACCGGCCGACGUGCUAGUUAAACUGAGCCUGAAGGUGUAGCAAAUCUCCGCCCGGUUGGAGCUUCUGACUGACAUGUGAUAACUCCGUUGCCCAGAGGUUUUUUUCGCAUAGGCUGGGGCACGGCGAAAAGGUGACAUGCUUCCACCCGAAUCCAGGCGGCCUUGGCUGGGGCUGGACUCUUGGGGUCGUCGCGGAUCCGACGUAUGGAAACGAAAAAACCUAGCCACAGUCCCUAUUCAUGUGCUGCUUGUGAUUUUGCAUCAUAACAAGUCGUCCACCUUCUAGCGUCGCAGCUUGCAUUAGAGGCACGUGAAACACGCCGAGCAAGCCCACGCGCCAGGAGUGUCAUACUCACUAUGAUGGAUGCAUUGGAACGCACAGCAAACCAUUCCUGUCGUGCGCAGAUGCCGAUCCUCACUAGCCGCAAAGAACUUACGCUAGUUUUUUCGUUUGAUAUAGUGCGGGUGACUUUUUGCGACGGCAGCAUGACGAAGCUCCUUUUGUCAAACGGAGGGGACGGCCCUGGUGCUUGCCAAUUUGUGAGGAAGCACGCAGCGCUAAUCUGUAAGCAGGGUAAGGCAUCCUGAAGAAAAAAUGUAUACAGCUACAUACUUCAUGAUAAGUCAUCAAAGGAAUUUCUUUCUCACGUUUCUACGACAAGCGUCUUCGUACAUCGUCAAACAGAAACACAAACUUCGAGCAAUGCUUCCUCCAAAAGGCGACAUUUUUUUUCUGCGAAAGCAUUUACCCCACGACGGCGACGUUCUUCUGAUGAGCCGGAGGGAAAGAGUUUUUGAAAAGCAGACAUCUUUCAUGAAGAAAGUUUUCAAAUGAGCAUUGCGGCACGUCGUACGAAACGAUGGAACACUUGACAGCGCCACUCUGCAACGAACACUUCGAAGCUAAAGCUGUAUCGCCUUGGUAAGUUGACGACG
Molecule: messenger RNA, 8659 nt
Organism: Amoebophrya sp. A120
Lineage: Eukaryota; Dinophyceae; Syndiniales; Amoebophryaceae
Source: the annotation of a GenBank genome assembly